CGGACCUAUUCUACAUUUGUCACCCAGCAAGAACUGUUAUAAGGGCCCCUUAUCUCCAGGUCAAGUAUUGCUUCUUGUUACCACCCCCAUCCUGUGGGCUAGCCAUGGCCAGCUCGUCCAGGAAGUUUAUUGGCGCUGUCCAGGAUGAGUGGCAGAUGUUCAGUGACUGCCCUCGUGAUUAUACCGUUGGCGCACCCAUAGGUUUCGGAGCAUCCUCUAUUGUUUACGACGCUGUCUGCCAUCUCCUUCCUCCGCAACCCUCGAUUCAAUGUGCUCUCAAGGUUCUUGACCUCGAUGUCCUCCCUCCCCGAUCUCUUUCUUUGCUGCAGCGCGAAACUCAACUUAUGUCCCUCUCAAAACAUCCGAACGUCCUACGUGUUCGUGGUUCGUGGAUAGAUGGCCACAAAUUAUACAUUGCCCUUCGCCUCAUGAACAAAGGGAGUGCUGCGGACAUCAUGCGUUAUGGCUGGCCAGGUGGCAUGGAAGAGGAAGUGAUCAAGUGUAUCCUCAAGCAAGCUCUUGAAGGCCUUAAUUACUUGCAUGUGAACGGCUUCAUUCAUCGCGAUAUCAAGGCAGCUAACCUAUUAAUCGACGAUGAUGGCACUGUUCUCUUGGGUGAUCUAGGCGUAGCAGCAUCUCUUACCGAAGACACAGACUUCUCUUGCCGACCCACUCUAAAUUAUGAGGAGGGGACGACGAACUCUGAUCGUGUUCAAGCACAACGGAGCUCAGUUACAGGGCGCACACGCCCUCAAGUGGGAAAGCGGAAAUCCUUUGUUGGGACGCCGUGCUGGAUGGCCCCGGAACUUAUCGAAGGAAAGCGAUACGACGCAAAAGCCGACAUAUGGUCGUUUGGCAUAACCUGUAUCGAGUUGACACAGGGGCGGCCUCCAAGAUCACGUGAAAGCCCUCAUUCUGUUUUGUUGCAGAUUGUCCAAGGGAAGCCACCUACCUUAGACCGAGAUAGUGGCGUUCAUCGAUACUCUCAAACUUUCAAAGACAUUGUUGACGCCUGCCUUACAAAGGACCCUGCCAAGCGGCCGACAGCUGCACAGCUCUUGCAGACACAAUUCUUCAGAAGCGCGAAGAAGAAGUCAUACCUUAUAGGGACGAUCUUAGCUGAUCUUCCACCUCUCGCAGUUCGCCAGGAGCGACGAAAAUAUCCACCGAGUCUCACGAGCCAAGGUACGGUGGAUUCGUGGGAUUUCAGCUCGUCCGUAAUCGGGUCCAGUGCCCCAUCUAUACGCGGGACGAUCAAUUCAAGAGUACCUCAGGGUGCAAGGAACUUCUCGCCACCCCUCAGCUUCAGGGGAAGUUUCGAAGUGGACUCCUUCCAACGUUCCGUUCUGUCACGCAAAGAUCUUCACCCACAAAUCGACCUGGUGGCGCCUGAAGAUAUACAGGAGGAACACUUUUCUAAUCCACGUGUCGCUAUAGCCACAGGCAGUCCACCAACCGCCAGCCAUCUGCUGCUGGAGACUAUGGAUUUAAAAGAUGAGACGGAACCAGAUAUCCUAGGAUCACUACUUCUACCCCUUUCGUCUUCCCCAACCGCAUCUUCAGAAUCUUCGCGAUCUAAAUCCUCGCAGUUGCAGGAAUUGGAACAAGAGCCGACCAUCCCGUUGGAAGACCAGCGUGUCUCCACUUCUGCCCCAAUUCCAAUUCGUCGGCGCCUGCGUUCCAUGUCAAUAUCUCUUGUUUCAACCUCGCCUCACACGGAGAUGCCAAGUGCAGCGCUACCUGCCACUGCGCCGAGCGUAUGGGGCAGGAUUGCCCGCAGCGCGUCUCGCAAUGUUCUCAAGGGCGACGAAUUGCCCGCGAAGGAUAGCAAGACAGGCGGAAUUGCACGUUUCUUUGGUAGGCGUGGGUCACUUUUGUCGUACUCACAGCGUCCCCGUUUGCUAUCAUGAGUGGAGCAGUAUACUAUUACAUAUACCCUCGCGUACCCUUACCGAACGCGACUUCGCAUUUCUUUCAGUUCGUUGGAGCUUAUUUUCGUUUUGAGG
Pisolithus orientalis is the source of this 2006-nucleotide messenger RNA. RefSeq names its product kinase-like domain-containing protein. The record is from RefSeq and is a predicted model, not a curated record. Bases 105 to 1910 code for a protein of 601 amino acids. Gene Ontology annotation, biological process: protein phosphorylation. Lineage: Eukaryota; Fungi; Basidiomycota; Agaricomycetes; Boletales; Pisolithaceae. Gene Ontology annotation, molecular function: ATP binding; protein kinase activity. The transcript has 6 exons.